UGGCCCAUCGCGGCCGCCUUAGCCGCGGCGUCCGCCUCCCGCCGCCGUUCCUCGGGGUCUACCGGGCCUCGGGGACGCGGGGGGGGGUGUGCGUGUGUGUAUUUCGUGUGUGUAUUUCGCCGGCGGCGCCCGCCGCGGCCGGGCCGGCGCCAUGUUCACCAGCACUGGCUCCAACGGGCUCUAUAAGGCACCUUUGUCAAAGAGUCUGCUAUUAGUCCCAAGUGCCAUCUCGAUUUUAUUGACUCUGCUCUUCCAACAUUAUCAGAAGUUCUUUGCAUAUAACCUACAAGCUAUAAAAGAGGAUUUUCAGAUUUGGAGACUUGUAUGUGGGAGAACAAUAUGUCUUGACUUGAAAGACACAUUCUGCAGCAGUCUGCUCAUUUACAACUUUAGAAUAUUUGAAAGAAGAUAUGGCAGCAGAAAAUUUUCGUCCUUUUUAUUGGGUGCUUGGAUGCUCUCAGCUUUGUUUGAUCUUCUCCUUGUAGAAAUCACUCAGUAUAUAUUUGGCAUCACCAUCAACAGCUUGCCUUCUGGUUUUUUGGGUCCUGUGUUUGCUCUGUUUGUACCAUUUUAUUCCUCCAUUCCAAGAGUGCAGGUGACACAAGUAUUAGGCCACUUUUCUAUCACAAACAAGACGCUGGUCUAUAUACUGGGUUUACAGCUCUUAACCUCUGGUUCCUACAUCUGGAUUUUAGCCUUAAGUGGAUUGGUUUCUGGGAUUUGCUACAAUAGCAGUAUAUUAAAAGUUCAUCGAAUUCUUUGUGUACCCAGCUGGGUAGCAAAGAUAUUUUCUUGGACUCUUGAACCCAUCUUCUCAUCUGCGGAGCCAACAAACGAAGUUCGAGUGGGAAUGGGAGCAACGGUUGACAUUCAGAGGCAGCAGAGAAUGGAGUUAUUGGAUCGUCAAAUCAUGAUGUCUCAGGUUGCCCAAAUGAGGCGGCAAAGGCAGCAGCAGGGUGGGAUGAUUAACUGGAAUAGACUGUUUCCUCCUUUACGUCAUAGACACAAUGCCAACUAUCAAGAUCAUCGCCCGUCUGAACAAGACACACCUCCACCUACCGAGGUUUCUGAAGAGCAGGUUGCGCGACUUAUGGAAAUGGGCUUUUCCAGGGGAGAUGCCCUAGAAGCUCUGAGGGCUUCCAAUAAUGACUUAAACGUAGCCACUAAUUUUCUACUGCAGCACUGAUGGGUUUUCUGCGGGAAGGAACUCCGCUCGCCGGGUUUGUACACAUCCUGAAAGGGGAUCAAAGCCACCUGCUGGACAGACUCACCAAGGUCGUCCCCGCAAGAGCCUCAGAAGAGAGAAACCGGCUCCGCGUGACGGGUGACUCAAAGCGAUGUUAACGAAUGACGUGAGCUGUUCCCAAGCCUGCACAUCACUGGGCGGUUUCUCAUCUGGUUAUCCUUUUCAAAGUAACUUUAGUUUCUACUUAUUACUGGAUAUCGCCUAAAUUUAUUUUUAAAAAAUAAGUAGGUGGUUUUUUUUUUUCUUGUAAAUCCUUGUUAGACAUGUUAUCAGACUUAAUGAACUAGGAAAAAGAAGCUCCAACUACCACAAUGACUAGAUUUACCUGUCAAGAAAAAUCACAUUUUUCUUCAUUUACCAGUCUAAUUUCUCUAGCUUACAUGUUAUUUUACAGUACUUGAUUUUUGAUUGCAGUAAUAAGAGGUUUGAAGAUCACUUCAUUUUCAACCCCGUAAAGGUUUAUGGGACGAUUAUGUCAUUCUGCAGAAAGUUUUAUUGAUGCUUGUCAUAUUUUAUUUCUUGAAUUCCUUUUUCAAUAAAAGUUGGCAUUCAGCACAUAAUCUGCAGAUAGGGUGUGAGAAAAUUCAUGUGCGUAUUUGCAAGCUAUGGUAAGUGACCACUGUAAAUUUAAAAUAUUUACAAAGUGAGUGAAUUGCUGUUCAGGUCAUGAAGAUACUCACUGGAAGCAAUAAAGGUGAAUCGAACGAUACAAUAAGAUCAGAACUGAAAUGGUUUGAGCCACUUCCCUGUCUAAUUGAGACAGACUUGUGUAACGAGGGAUGUAUGCUCAGUGUCCUAUGUGCUGGUUUCAUUUUUUGAGCUGGCUACAUACUGUCUUAAAUGAAAAUGAUUAAAAAAAGGUAACUUUUCUAUAUAUAGUUCUAGUUUUCUACUGUCAAAGAUGUGGAUGACCCUGCAUUUGCUGAAUCCUCGCUCUCUGAAGCAACUUACUGUUGGUCACAGACUGGAAUAUUAACUUAAAGGGUGAUUCAGGCUAAAACAGGAGGUAACAGGACAAUAAUGCCAAGGUAAUACGAUAUUGAUUGUGAAGUUUAGAUUGAUAAACAAACUUACUUGGCUUGACUCUCAGAAGUUCUCAGUAUUAGCACCUUAGGAGUUUCGGGAGGUGGAGUGGAGAGAGGUGAACAUCUCUAUAAAACCAGGGUGAAGUGAUACAGGAUUCCAAACUGUGACUCCAUGAAACUGAUCUACACAUGUAUCUCAAGCAUUUAAUCUCUGUUUCUGUAUGUACUUUUUUUUUUGUACAUUGUGUGAAUGUAUGUGUCUAUUUAUAUACACACAGGCAUAUUUAAUGCAUAUAUUUAGAAUAAGAUAUAGAUCAUCAGAAGCAUAACGAAGGCCAUAGCAAGUGCAAAGGGAAGGAGAUGAAAGAAUACAGAGGAGCAAAGGGUGUUUUGAACAUCCAAACAAACCUGUGUGUACCAAAGUACUGACCUGCAGAGUCUCACUUGGCCUGGAAAUUUUACUGGGAAAUUACAGGACAAGAUUUAGGGAGAGAGAGAUACCUUCUUCUGUUCCUUUUUUUUUUUUUUUUUAAUUGACUGAUAAAAAAAUUCUUCAGGCAUUCAGGUCCUUAUCCAGAAAUUACGUAAAAUUUGUGCAGCUUUCAACAUAUGACAUCAUUUUUAAUAAAGUCAAUGUCCUGUAUGUAUUUUUUAGUGUUUUCCAGUGGGUGAAUAAGUGGGUUUUGGAAUGACCGUUUGUUUUCCUGGGCUUUGAUCAACCUCGUCCAGGGUUUGGUUUGCUGCUGUGAUUAUGUUAUUUGGGCAGGGUCUGCUUUUGAAGUGAAAGGUUUUGUUUGUGUGAAGCUGAGUGGCUCUGUGUGUGUGUGUGUGUGUGUGUAGGCUGGAGACGUUUCUGUACCCAGAGAACUCUGGAAACCUGCUGUCUUACAAAGGGAAGGGCAAAUGUAAGGAAAAAAAAAAAAAAGCCCUACAAUAAUUUGUAUAUGUAAACUAAUUAAAUGUUUUGAAACAAGUACAGAUUUUUAAUUUUGAAACAUACAGAUUCUUCCUUCACAAGUAUUUUGUCAGAAGUAGCAAUAAAGACCAGUGAAUUA
Molecule: messenger RNA, 3326 nt
Organism: Calidris pugnax (ruff)
Lineage: Eukaryota; Metazoa; Chordata; Aves; Charadriiformes; Scolopacidae
Gene: UBAC2
Product: UBA domain containing 2
Exons: 9
Coding region: 152-1186 (344 amino acids)
Molecular function (GO): protein binding; serine-type endopeptidase activity
Source: RefSeq, a predicted model, not a curated record